AUGGAGACAGUUGCAGAUGUACGUCGUGUUAUGGUGAUUGGCGCAGGAGCGGCCGGACUCCUCAUUGCUCAAGUGCUAAAGAAGCAUGGCGUGCAUUGCAAAGUCUUUGAACAGGAUACAAAAGCCGAUGCGCGGCCACGAGACUGGAAUUAUGGAAUAUAUUGGGCACAAUCAUACCUGGCUGAGUGCCUCCCACCAGAAUUAGUCAGUCAGCUGGAAUCGACACAGGUUGACUUGCAUACACCGUCAGAGAGUGAUUUCUUGCCGAUAUUCAACUUAGCGACUGGAGAGCCUCUCAUUUCCGUGCCCACGCCGUACAGCUACCGUCUGCAGAGGAGAAAAUUUCUCAAUUUGAUCUCGACUGGCAUCGAUAUUCAGUAUGGAAAAUGCCUAACUGCGGUCCACUCUGAUAACAAGACGGUGACGGCCCUAUUUGAAGACGGCAGCCAGGAAACCGGAAAUUUACUGAUCGGCACAGAAGGUGCCCAUUCCCGUGUUCGUGAAUAUCUACUAGGCAAGGAAAAGGCCGCAUUGAUUCCCUCCCGCAUUGUGGCCUCGGCCACGAUCUCGCGUCUUCCAGAGCAGGAGGUUAAUGCCCUAAGAAAUCUGCAUCCCAGAUACUGUAUCGCAUUCCAUCCUGAUGGCUACUUCAACUGGUUUGGCAUCCAUAAUGAGGCCACACAAUCAAAAGACUGCGUAUUCAUGAUCAUCUUGUCAUGGAUUUCAGAAUCAGAUACCGGCCUAUCAGGCACGGCCAUCGCAGCCGAUCUGAAGAAAAGAGCUAACACGUUCGGGGAGCCAUUCAGGACAGUACUACAUUCCAUCCCUAGCGAGACAACAUUCUGGCACAACAGGCUCUCGUCCUGGCCAACGCAACCGUGGGACAAUCAUAAUGGCACAGUUACACUGGCGGGAGAUGCUGCUCAUCCGAUGACUUUCCAUCGUGGGCAGGGCUUGAACAACGCGAUUACGGAUGCCGCCUAUUUCGGCCGCCAACUGGCAGCCCUUGAUACGAAAUCACCUGAAUCUCUUUCUGCAGCUGUCACCGCUUUCGAAGAGGAGCUGUGGAAAAGAGGAAAUGAAGCAGUGACCCAAUCCGACGCAAAUAGUCUCUCAGUCCACAACUGGGAGGAACUCAAGAGCUCCCCACUCUUCACAUCUGGCUUAAAGCAGGGAUCUUCGACCUAA
This is a messenger RNA of Talaromyces proteolyticus, 1188 nucleotides long. RefSeq lists its product as uncharacterized. Gene Ontology annotation, molecular function: FAD binding. The transcript has 6 exons. The record is from RefSeq and is a predicted model, not a curated record. The coding region runs from base 1 to 1188 and encodes 395 amino acids. Lineage: Eukaryota; Fungi; Ascomycota; Eurotiomycetes; Eurotiales; Trichocomaceae.